This is a messenger RNA of Haliotis rubra (blacklip abalone), 1151 nucleotides long. Its product is annotated as carbohydrate sulfotransferase 1-like. Gene Ontology annotation, molecular function: N-acetylglucosamine 6-O-sulfotransferase activity. The transcript is spliced from 3 exons. Lineage: Eukaryota; Metazoa; Mollusca; Gastropoda; Lepetellida; Haliotidae. Gene Ontology annotation, biological process: sulfur compound metabolic process; N-acetylglucosamine metabolic process. The record is from RefSeq and is a predicted model, not a curated record. Bases 146 to 1090 code for a protein of 314 amino acids.
GUUUCUUCUGAUCAGGAGCUUGCACUAUGCUAUAAAUACCAACAACGGACGGGAUGAUUUCAUUCAAGGUGACAAGACAACAGCUGCUCCACAGAAAAAGGAGGCAUCAAUACACACUGAAACCCGAUUAAUUCUCUUGACAUAUAUGCGCAGUGGGUCGACCUUCACCUCUGAACUCUUCCAGACUCACCCGGAUGUGUUUUUUAUGUUUGAACCUUUUCAUACGACAUGGUAUUACAGGCCGAAGAUUAUACCUUAUCUGCACAAGUACAAGAGAAUAUAUUUUGAUGAUUUGGAGAAGUUUCUCACAGAUGUCAAGAUAGAUACUUUGGAUAAACUCCUGAGAUGUCAAUUUAAAAAUCUUGACAUUUUGACCUUAAUCCAGGAACAUUGGCACGACAGUAUAACAACAAAAGCCUACAAACUUUGUACAGUGGAGCAGAUUGGUGUAGCAGGCAUCGAAAACUGUUUACCCAUAUUGACAGAUGCUUGUUCUAGAGCAAAGGUAAACUUUAUCAAGACGAUUAACCUCACAAUCCAUCAAGCUGAGCCAUUCAUCGACAAGGAUCCUAAUCUGAAGCUUAUUUAUCUUGUUCGGGACCCACGUGCUGUUCUGUCGUCCCAGAUGCGCUAUGGGGAAUUUGCACCGAGCGCAAUAGACUCUUAUUCCAAGACGUUUUGUGGAAUUAUGUUGAAAGAUAUCCAAAGCUAUGCCAAGUUAAAGAAGACACAUCCAAACCAAGUAACCUUUGUUAGAUACGAAGACAUAGCACACAAACCUAUACCCUUGACAGAGGACUUGUACAAUUUUGUUGGCUUGCCCCUAACGCAAAAUGUCAGAAAACAUAUAUAUAAUAUCACAACUGGCGGCAACGAUGAAGAUUGUCCUCUUUGUAUUUCGAAAAGCAAUUCGACCCAAGCAGCCGAAAAAUGGAGACUGCAAGCAAAGGAUGAUUUUGUACAAAUUGUUGAUUCAAACUGUAAGAAUGUGUAUCAAUAUAUUGGUUAUCUUCCAAUAAUGAAUGCUUCAUCGUUAAGAGACAUGAAUGUUCCUGUCCUGACAGUCCCUGCACAUGAACUUAUGUUGUGAAUAUACAUGUAAUAUUCAAAUUACUUCUCUGACACAUUGCAAAUAAAUGUGUUGAAUCUUG